Molecule: messenger RNA, 2993 nt
Organism: Larimichthys crocea (large yellow croaker)
Lineage: Eukaryota; Metazoa; Chordata; Actinopteri; Sciaenidae
Gene: dync1i1a
Product: dynein cytoplasmic 1 intermediate chain 1a
Exons: 19
Coding region: 316-2325 (669 amino acids)
Biological process (GO): transport along microtubule
Cellular component (GO): cytoplasmic dynein complex
Molecular function (GO): dynein light chain binding; dynein heavy chain binding
Source: RefSeq, a predicted model, not a curated record
AGAGGAGGAGGAGGAGGUGGGAUUGCCUCUCCUCCUUCAGCAUCAUCCAACUCCUCCUAGGGAUGUAUCGGCGUGCGGUGCACCUGUUUUCCGUAUUAUUUAGGUCAGCGACCGCUGAAAUGCUCUACUUUAACCUGUGUCAUCAGUAGCCACACGGAAAAAAAAAAGGUUUAAAAACGACCUGUUCGGUGAGAGCCUCGCUUCACAGAGGAUGUGCUGAUCUCCUUCUCGCGGGGUGCAGCAGUGAGACAGCAUCUUUGCCGGCCGGGUGACACAUCAUUAUCAGUGCGAGUGGACGAGCCCUGUUAGGACACAAUGUCGGACAAAAGUGACCUAAAAGCAGAGCUGGAGCGCAAGAAGCAGCGCCUGGCCCAAAUCAGGGAGGAAAAGAAGAGAAAGGAGGAGGAGAGGAAGAAGAAAGAGGUAAGGAAAAAAUCAGAGAGCCAGCAGAAGAGAGAGAUGACCCCGGAGGAUUCAGACUUAGACCGUAAACGGAGGGAGACUGAAGCCCUACUACAGAGCAUUGGCAUCUCACCGGAGCCUCCUCUAGUCCAUUCUUUGCAGCCUUUAAUGUUAGAUUCAUGUUAUUUUCAUUAUUUAGUCCCGACCCCUGUGUCCCCCUCCAAAUCAGUGAGCACGCCCAGUGAGACGGGGAGCCAGGAUUCAGCUGAUGGUGGAGCAGCAAGCAGGUUUAGGUCAGGUUUCUCUAAAAACAAGUCCCAAGCACAGAGCUCAAGGACGCUGCAGUGGGACACAGACCCCUCUGUGCUGCAGCUGCAGGCUGAUUCUGAGCUCGGGCGCAGGAUGCUGAGGCUGGGGGCUUCUAAGAUCACACAGGUAGACUUCCUUCCCAAAGAGGUGGUCUCUUACAGCAAGGAGACACAGACACCAAUCACCGCCCACCUGUCUGAAGUAGAGGAGGAAGAUGAAGAUGAGGAAAUGCUGGAGCCAAAGCCGGGCCCCGAGUCGGAGCAGCAAGAUGAAGAUGACAACAGGGAAACCAAAGAAGGCUCAUUUCCAGUGCUUCGGGAGCUGACAGAGGAAGAGAGGCAGCAGAUCCUGCACUCCUCUGAGUUUCAAAGCUUCUUUGACUGCAGCAUCCGGGUGAUGGAGAGAGCUCUAGCCGAAGACGGUGACAUCUUCUUCGACUACAGCGGCCGGGACGUGGAGGACAAAGAGGGAGACUUGGGUAGCGGCUCCAGCCUGUCUCUCAGCAGACUCUUCUACGACGAACACUGGUCAAAACAUCGUGUAAUCACCUGCCUUGACUGGUCCCCUCAGUAUCCCGAGUUGCUGGUUGCCUCCUAUAACAAUAAUGAAGAUGCUCCUCAUGAACCGGAUGGUGUUGCCCUAGUGUGGAACAUCAAAUUUAAGAAGGCCACGCCAGAGUACAUCUUUCACUGUCAGUCUCCUGUAGUAUCUGUGGGCUUUGCCAGGUUUCAUCCCAACCUGGUGGUUGGGGGGACUUACUCUGGACAGAUUGUCCUGUGGGACAACCGCAGUCACCGUCGGACCCCCGUCCAGAGGACUCCUCUGUCUGCUGCUGCGCACACUCACCCAGUGUACUGCGUGAACGUGGUUGGCACCCAGAAUGCCAACAACCUGAUUACUGUGUCUACAGACGGCAGGAUGUGCUCCUGGAGUCUGGACAUGCUCUCCCAGCCGCAGGAGACCAUGGAACUGGUGUACAAUAAAUCCAAACCUGUAGCAGUGACAGGUAUGGCUUUUCCCACGGGAGACGUUAACAACUAUGUGGUUGGGAGUGAGGAGGGCACUGUGUACACUGCAUCCAGACAUGGCAGUAAGGCUGGAAUCUGUGAGAUGUUCGAGGGCCACCAGGGGCCCGUGACGGGCAUCAGCUGCCACAGCGCAGUGGGCACCGUCGACUUUUCCCACCUCUUUAUCACAUCCUCCUUUGACUGGACCGUUAAACUCUGGAGCACCAAGCACAACAAGCCUCUGUACUCGUUUGAGGACAAUGCCGACUAUGUGUAUGACGUCAUGUGGUCGCCCGUGCACCCCGCGAUCUUCGCCGCCGUGGAUGGCAUGGGCCGCUUAGACCUGUGGAACCUCAACAACGACACUGAGGUACCGACCGCCAGCGUGACCAUUGAAGGCGCCUCGGCUCUCAACAGGGUCCGCUGGUCAUCAGGAGGGAAGGAAGUGGCUGUGGGCGACUCAGAAGGCCGAGUCUGGAUCUAUGAUGCUGGAGAGCUGUCGGCGACUCACACUGAUGACUGGGGACGCUUCGCUCGUACCCUGAUGGAGAUCCGUGCUAACCGUGCGGACGGCGAGGAGGAGGGGCCUAUGGAGCUGGCUUCAUAGAGCAGGACUCCAAACCAAAGCAGAAGAAGAAUCAAAAGACCUGGUGUGCUUUUAUUGGUGUCACUGUAGCAUGUGCACUCUGUUUUUUUGGGUCUGUUUUUUUCGUUUGUUCACCUUCAUGUACAGCUCCUGUCUGGUUCAAACUGUUAAUGGGUAAACCUCUACUGAUUUGUCCGCCCCUAUUUAUUUGUUUCUUUAAGGUGUGUUGCUUGCAACUCAUAAGCCUUCAGUAUAUACAAAGUGGCAGUCUUAUAGCCUUAUGAAGUUAUGUGUACUGUAACGAUGCUUUGCACUACCGUAAAAUAUAAAGCAGGGUCCAUAGACUGAUUAUGUAUUGUUUACAAAAUGUCAUGUUCACUUUUAUGUUGUGCUUCUUUUCUCUGUAUUAUGCCUGCAUGCGACACAUUCCUGAAAUAUUCCAGAUGCAUAAACAUGGGCGUUAUUAUGGUGACGUUUUCACACGUGGGGCUUCGUGGCUGCUUUAUGUCAGUGUUUCAGAGUGUCAGAAACUGAAUCAAGUGUGGUAUCGGCACUUUGUCUAUUGUUCUUGACGAGAGCAACAACUGUAUAGUCUUUAACGAACCAGAGCAAUUAUCAAGAGGUAUAUUGUACUGCAGAGUGCUCGCUGUUAAACCCGCCAUGUUUACUAUUAAAGCGUAGCUGAUGAA